AUGCCCCGAACUCCGCGCCGCUGGGCGCCACAGGAAGACUCCAUCCUGCUUGAAAAAAGCAUGCAGCUAUGCUUGGAGAAUGGUGGCUCUGAAGCAAACAUCAGCUGGACUAGCGUGGCCGAUGCCCUAACGACCCGCACUAAUAAGGAUUGCCGUAAGCGUUGGUUUAAGCUAAGAGGUGGGAAAAGAGGCCCAUGGAGAGUAAAUGAAGACCACAGACUGCAGGAGGGCGUACAAAAGCAUGGUAGUCGAUGGAUUUUAGUUGCUGAGACGGUCAAAACCAGGAACUCAGAUCAAUGCGCAAAGCGGUGGCAACACUGUUUAGAUCCGUCUUUAGAUCACAGCGAAUGGACGAACGAGGAGGAUAUCCAGUUGGUGGCGGCAGUGACAUGCUUCGGCACAAGUUGGAAGGACAUCAAAAAGGUUGUAUUUCCAAGGCGCUCAACCGCAAAUUUGAAGAAUAGGCAUACUGCACUGAUCAGACAGAACAACGAAAGUCCCAAGGUUCCUCAUACAGAAGAUGGAGUAGUUGAUCCGAGCUUGAGAUGGAUGUCGUUUGAUCAGGACAUGUUCGACGACGAUGGUCAAUUUGGCAUUACCUUUGACGAAAGUUCGCACAUUACGCAUCCGACGAGUUUCGCGAGCGGUGACCGAAGUGGCUUGUCUUACGAGUCCCCUAAGUUUCUGGGUAUGGAUAUGAUAUCAACCUCAGCAAAUACGAACUCUGACCUACCCCCACUCAAUUGGGACUUUACUUCAGAUCCGAAUAUCGCGUCUUCUCUGGUUUCCUGCGGCUUAAUGUCCGACCAUACUCUCGAUUCAAGACUUGAUUACAGCAAUCAUGCUCACUCAGCACUUUGGAAGGACCGUGAUGGAAGUGCAGAUUCUUCCGAAUCAUACCCAAUGUCCAAGUUAGUAUCACCUUCAUCGGAGCAGGUAACACCUGAUAUCUCGCAGAUUCUCACUGAAGAGGAGCCUAGACAGGUAUCAAACCAUAUGUUGCCCACUCCGGUGAAUAAAAGGUCAUCCAGCAUGCCACAAAUGGUCAUCAUCAUCGAUGAACCAAAUCCUCAGAUCAUUAUGAGUAUGGUCGAGAUCCUCACCAGAACAAAUUGCAAGGCAAGCAUGUCUAUGAAGACAUAA
Sclerotinia borealis F-4128 is the source of this 1143-nucleotide messenger RNA. The record is from the annotation of a GenBank genome assembly. NCBI's taxonomy places the organism in Eukaryota, Fungi, Ascomycota, Leotiomycetes, Helotiales, Sclerotiniaceae.